CGCCGUCGCGUUAAGCGCCCUCUGUGUAAGUGCGUUCACGUUUUUUAUGUUCUUUUCGCGCGACUAAACCCGUAAAGUAUAGCUUACCGUUGAUUUUUUCUCUUGUUGACGAAUAAAUAAUACCCUUUAAUUUAAAAUACAUGCAAGGAUUAACACCUGCUUUCUUUCUGCAAAGAAGAAAUGCCUUCCCUAGUUAGCUUAUUUCGUACCUCCAUCCGUACUCGUAGGGCGGCGCAAUUUAAAAAUGGCGGCUUGCAAGAGCUGCCUUUAUGAGCGAGCUUGCAAAAUCUUCGUUCGUUAGGCUCUGACCCAAUAAUCAACAUUUUGAAAGAUAGUAUGCGAAGUUCUUUCUCACCCUCAAUCACAUUAGCGUAUAAUUUUUCAUAACGCGUAAACACAAAGCUAACGAUGCCCACAUAGUUUUGUUACCCACUACCAAUUAGUCUGCUCGUAUAGGGAGUGAUCUGCCCUGCUGUAGAAAUAAAAUAUAGGAAAAACAACCUGGAAGAGAUCGAGUAACCUUUGCGGUCACUCGCAAAAGGGUCACUCGUAGCCCACGAGGCCAUAUACUGUCACAUGCGAGUCACAAUGAGCCAGAAAAGGCCGUUAGCAGCUACUUACCGCCAAAAGAAAAAGAUAUGCGUGUCUUCUGGCGAAAAAUUGAGAAGAAGGACUAUAAAGAAUGGAUCAUCCGGUAAAAACCGAGGUGCUGGCUGCGAAGCACAGACGGCCUUCCAAAUGCUGUGUUCUCUGUUCCCCAAAGAAAAGUUUCCACCAGGAUUCCCUCCAGUUGUCAUGAAGCAUCAGCUGUAUGCCAUCAUUCCAAGUAGGACAGAUGCAGACAGGAUGCUAAACGCAAUGCAGGAGCAAGGUGAGGUCAGACUUUUCAAACUCGGCCCCCAAGAGACAGACAUUGCGGUAACCUCCAAGGCGGACUUCUUUGCUUACGUUCGACAGGACUCAAAGAGCACCACAGUUGAGGACUUUUUAACGAGGGUUCUCUCGACCACGACUCAGAUGAGCUUCUCCAAAGAGUACUUGGUCCAAGAACAGGGUUUCCAGGAAGCUCAAAUAAGUGAACUUGUCCAGCACGGCCUGCUUGCACUCAGAGACAUCGGACGUUGGUGGCUCGGACUUCCAGGUGUAGGAGCAUUCGUCAAGAUCCUCCUGCACGGCCGCAAGACACUGCUGCAGACCCUGCGGCGGUGCAAGUAUCGAGAACUCCUCCGCAGCGACCUCGAAUCAAGAAAACUACCCCGAAGUGCCAAGUUGGGCAUGUCCUAUCACAUCUACGACGCAAUCGGAGCCGACCUGAUCACAUGCGUCAAGACCACGUCGGGCGAUCUACUACGGAUCAGAGAGUGAUUAGACUGGGUUUGAUCCCCGGGAUUACCUUGUGAUAAGACUGCUAAGCUUUUUCAAAUUUUGGAACAAGACAAUCUUUAGUGAUAAUAUUUAUAAUACUUUAUGCUUAAAGUAUAAAGAGAUUGAAUGUGAUAAGGAGUGCUAUGAAAUAAAAGGGGACCUAUUUCUGUA
Ornithodoros turicata is the source of this 1536-nucleotide messenger RNA. Its product is annotated as inactive serine/threonine-protein kinase 19-like. The transcript has 5 exons. The record is from RefSeq and is a predicted model, not a curated record. Bases 577 to 1365 code for a protein of 262 amino acids. Lineage: Eukaryota; Metazoa; Arthropoda; Arachnida; Ixodida; Argasidae. Gene Ontology annotation, molecular function: protein serine/threonine kinase activity. Gene Ontology annotation, biological process: protein phosphorylation; positive regulation of Ras protein signal transduction.